CUACUCAGCUUCCUCUAUUGGGACUUGAAGCUCUCGUCUUAUGUGCAGUGACACCCUCGGCAGGUUUCAACACAUUAAGUCACAAUGAGGAGAAGGGAAGCAGCCCUCAGCAAGCAGCAAUCCACGCCUUGCCUUGGGAGAGUUUCAACAUCGCCCUCUGAUUCAACCGCCCCUCCCAGUAGUCAUGACGUUCCCAAUGGCCUAAAAUAGAGACGUGAGGAUGGACACGCCAGACGAAGGCUUCAUUACUGCCCCCACCUGAAUGCGUAAACAGACUGGCCUCAAAGCUCAGUGAGGAGGAAGAUACUGGGCAGACGAGAAGGUGUCAGCUCUAGCAAGCGAGCAAGACAUUUCCAGAAGAGGCCAGAGCAAAUGUUAUAAGUGUUGAGCAAGAAGAGCAAACGAGUAGAAGCAGGCAGCAUGGCCAAAGUCACCACAGAAGAGGUGCCACGGCUUUUCCGAAAAAUAUCCAUGAGCGAUGUGGAUGAGAAGGUACGUCUCCUGGCCGAAAAAGUCUACGCCUCCGCCUUGAAGGAGGAGGACACCAAGGACGCCAUGGCCCUGUUCACUGUGCCCGAGGACUGUCCCAUCGGUCUGCGAGAGGACCGCGAGCGCACGCUACAGAAAGAGUUGGCCGAGCAGCAGUCCAAGGAGACGGUCAUGAGGAAGAAGACCUUCAUGAUGAAGCGUUCCCAGUCCCUGCAGAUUCCCACCGGAGAUUGGAGCCUGUUGGCGCAUUCGCCCGCGAUCUCCCCAACCACGCCCGAGCCGUCUUUUUCAGAGAGCUUCCCCGAUUUCCAGAGAGUGACAAUCAGCGGAGACUACUGCGCCGGGAUCACCGUGGAGGAUUACGAGCAAGCGGCCAAGAGCCUCCUGAGAGCGCUGUUCAUCAGGGAAAAGUACUCCCGACUGGCUUACCACCGCUUUCCCAGGACCAUUGCCCGGUUCCUUCGAAACGCAGAGGGAGAGAAGUGGCGAGAGGAGGACGAGGUCUUGCCAGACGUCUGGCCGUUCCCCCGUGAAGACGAGGACCCGUACUCCAUGGAGGGCAUCCCCGAGAACUUGGAGUACCAGAUGCAGAUGAAGGACGGUAUCGUUCACGUUUACAACAACGCAGAGGCCCUGAAACAGCAGCAACCUCGCACGCUCCCCUACCCGGACUUUGAGACCUUUGCAAUCGACCUGAGCCACGUCCUUGCCAUGAUUGCUGAUGGCCCCACGAAAACAUACUGCCACAGACGACUGAACUUUUUAUCCUCCAAAUUUUACCUUCAUGAAAUGAUGAAUGAAAUGGCUGAGCUCAAGGAGCUGAAGAGUGUUCCACAUAGAGAUUUUUACAACGUCAGAAAGGUGGAUACGCACAUACAUGCUGCCGCCUGCAUGAAUCAAAAGCACUUGUUGAAGUUCAUCAAGACCACUUACCAGACAGAGAAAAGCCGUGUAGUCCUGGAGAAGGGCGGCCAGAAGUAUACGCUGGAGCAGGUCUUCAAAAAUCUCAACAUGGACCCCUAUGACCUCACGGUGGAUUCUCUGGACGUGCAUGCUGGGAGACAAACAUUCCAUCGCUUUGACAAAUUCAACUCCAAGUACAACCCGGUGGGUGCCAGCGAAUUGCGAGAGAUUUACCUCAAGACUGACAACUACAUCGAGGGAGAUUAUUUUGCACGUCUCGUCAAGGAGGUAGCAAAGGACCUGGAGGAGAGCAAGUACCAACACGCCGAGCCUCGUCUGUCCAUUUACGGAAGAUCAGCCAGCGAAUGGGAGGGGCUUGCCACCUGGUUUAUUCAGCACAAAGUCCAUUCACCCAACUUGAGAUGGAUGAUCCAGGUUCCUCGGAUCUAUGACAUUUUCAGGUCAAAGAAACUGAUAACAAACUUUGCAAAGAUGCUAGAGAACAUCUUCAUCCCCAUCUUUGAGGCAACAAUCAACCCGCAAAAGCACCCAGCGCUUCAUGUUUUUCUAAAAUAUGUGACAGGAUUUGACAGCGUGGAUGACGAGUCCAAACACAGUGACCACUUGUUUUCAUACAAAAGUCCAAAGCCUGAAUCGUGGACCGCAGAGGAUAACCCGCCGUACACCUACUACCUGUUCUACAUGUACGCUAACAUCAUGGUACUCAACAACCUGCGCAAUGAGCGUGGGUUGAACACCUUCCAGUUCCGUCCCCACUGUGGCGAGGCAGGCUCCAUCACUCACCUGGUGUCCGCCUUCUUGACGGCGGAUAACAUCUCCCACGGCCUCAACUUGAAGAAGAGUCCAGUGUUGCAGUACCUGUACUACCUGGCCCAGGUCCCCAUCGCCAUGUCACCGCUGAGCAACAAUAGCCUGUUCCUUCAAUACUCCAAAAACCCACUGCGGGAGUUUCUCCAGAAGGGCCUGUGUGUGUCGCUGUCCACCGACGACCCCAUGCAGUUCCACUACACAAAGGAAGCGUUGAUGGAGGAGUACGCCAUCGCGGCUCAGCUCUGGAAACUCAGCACCUGCGACUUGUGCGAGAUCGCCAGAAAUAGUGUGCUGCAAAGCGGUUUGUCGCACCAGGACAAGAAACAUUUCCUGGGCUCCAACUAUCUGCAAGACGGCCCCGAGGGCAACGACAUAGGACGCACAAACGUGGCGCAAAUCCGCAUGGCGUACCGCCACGAGACACUAUGCAACGAACUCAGCUUUUUAGUGGACGCCGUCAAAGCGGACGCCACCAUUCCAGCGGUGGAGUGACAUGAGUUUGGAAAGGUUUUAACGUUUUUUUUUUUUUU
Messenger RNA from Syngnathus acus (greater pipefish), 2753 nucleotides. It is a transcript of the gene ampd3b, whose product is annotated as adenosine monophosphate deaminase 3b. The transcript is spliced from 17 exons. Gene Ontology annotation, cellular component: cytosol. Gene Ontology annotation, molecular function: AMP deaminase activity. The coding region runs from base 421 to 2715 and encodes 764 amino acids. NCBI's taxonomy places the organism in Eukaryota, Metazoa, Chordata, Actinopteri, Syngnathiformes, Syngnathidae. Gene Ontology annotation, biological process: AMP metabolic process; IMP salvage. The record is from RefSeq and is a predicted model, not a curated record.